CUCGGCACAAGCAUCCGUUAACGUUGGACAGAUUUCGUGGGGUGUAGCCACGUCACGGGGGCCGUGGAGAUCGAGAUGUAGGACGACCGUCCACGCUCAGCGCUUCCCAAUUCCCCACCACCACGUCUCCUCCCGUCACUCCUUCCCCCCGCUCUACCACGGUUCCCCUGACCUUCGUAUUCUCUUCAGUAUGGCCGUAGCUAAAACUAAGACUGCUUCUUCUAACGGCGCAAACAAGAAGGCGAAGUCCGCUGCCCAGCCCGCCAACGGGAACUCAGCGAACGGCAGCACCAGCCCUGCGCCUGUUACUCCAGUGGAGGCUUCCUUCGAAUUCGCGACAUACGGACCAGGCAGGCCGGACAAGGCUACGUAUGAGAAGGAACAGGAACGGAUCAAGGCUCAAAUCGACGCUGUCCAGGUCAAGGUGUCCGUUGUGAGGGAGAAGAUCAACCUCGCUACCAAGCCCGGCGGUAACAAUGACAAGAGGACUCUUCUUCGCGCUGAGCUGGACAGCAUUCGUGACCAGCAGUCGUCGAGCAAGGUUUCCCGUACCAAGAUCUUUGAGCAACUGAAGGCUAUUCAGGACGGUGUUCAGAAGAAGAUCAAGGACCUGAACGCUGCUAAGGCGAAGGCACCGUUCAAGACCGUGGACGAAGUUGACGACCGGAUCAAACUGCUCGAGAGGCAGGUGGAGUCCGGUAACCUGAAGCUCGGUGACGAGAAGCGUGCCUUGGCGGAGAUCAGCCAGCUCAAGCGCACCCGCCGUAUUGUCGAGGGCUUCCAGGCUGAGCAGGACUCGAUAGAGGCCGAGCGUGCUAAGGCUGAUGAGCUUAAGAGGCAACUCGACGACCCCGAGGCUAAGGCCGCGUCCGAGCGUUAUGACGCACUGAAGGCCGAGCUCGACGAGAUGAAGAAGGAGGGUGACGAGCUUGCGGCCAACCGGAACAAGCUGUUCGAUGAGCGCAACAAGCUCUCCGCCGAGCUCGAUGUACUGUACAACCGCAAGCGCGAGUCGGUGCAGGCGUUCCGCGAGGCCAAUGACAAGUACUUCGCGAAGGUGAACGAGGAGCGUGCACGUCGGGCGGAGCGUGCCCGGGCUCAGCGUGCUGCAGACGAGGAGGCCAAGAAGAAGGAGUUGGCUGAGCAGAUCCGGGAGGAGGCGGAGGCGCCUGCGUUCCAGGCGCAGGUCGAGGAUUGCCAGACAUUGGUCGACUACUUCUCAGGCAAGACGUCCGCACCCAGCUUGUCCUCUGAGAAGGAGGACAAGAGCGUUGCUGGUGUCCCAAAGCUCGAGAUCCGGAAGGUCGAUGCUGCUCCGGGCGAGGGCAUGGUUGUCCACAAGAAGAGGGACGACGAUGAGGCCGACUACUUCGUCGCGAAGUCGCGGAAGGGUCAAAAGGCGCAGAAGGGUGGGGCAAAGGCCGCACCGGCGGCAGCAGAGAGCACCAACGCGAGCGACGCGUCGGGCAGUCAGGGCCAGCUACACGUUCCCCUGCCCACGCUCUCGGCGCUCCUCUCCCUUUCAAUAGCGCCACCUACGUCGUCCGCCGACGUACCUCGUGUCAUCGAGGACCUCAAAGCGAAGAAAGCUUGGUUCCUGGAGAACCAGGCGCGAGUCACGGCUGAGAACAAGCAGAAGGCGGAGACGCGGAUUAAGCAGCUCAUCGGCAAGUCGGAGAAGGUCGACGUGCCCACACCCGACGACCUCACUCCUCCCAACGGCGGCGGCGAACGUCCCGCGGAGCCCGCUCCUACACCGGCAAGCGUGGAUGUCCCGUCAUUAGCUGUCCCAAGCGAGGCGGUCAUCGACAAGCUGGAGGAUGUGGAGGAGGAGCAGAGCGGCGAGGCUGAUGAAUCAUAGCGAUGAUCGUGCACGGCUUGGACUUACUGCAUUUGUCGAUCCCGUGUAUAUUCGCUCAAUCUACUACCUAUACACCGCCUUUGAUGGGAUUAUUAAGGGCAUUGGUAUCGUAUUAUGAGACACUCCAUUUGCCCGCAGACCAUGGAGAUACAUUGCUGGAGUGA
Molecule: messenger RNA, 2025 nt
Organism: Rhodofomes roseus
Lineage: Eukaryota; Fungi; Basidiomycota; Agaricomycetes; Polyporales; Fomitopsidaceae
Exons: 4
Coding region: 191-1861 (556 amino acids)
Biological process (GO): intracellular mRNA localization
Cellular component (GO): endoplasmic reticulum; nuclear outer membrane-endoplasmic reticulum membrane network; ribonucleoprotein complex
Molecular function (GO): mRNA binding
Source: RefSeq, a predicted model, not a curated record